AUGAAACUAUAUAUUGCCGUCACACCAUCUCUAGCUAUAUACGACUUUGGCCGCCAUCGCGAGGCAGAAAGUUCAAACUACGGUAACCUUACAACUAGUACUAGAUUACAAUCGAUUGUCAAUGUAGUUCACCCCCACCACCCCCAAUCCUCACCACCCCCAAUCCCCACCACCCCCAAUCUCCACCACCCCCAAUCCCCACCAGCCCCAAUCCCACCACCCCAAUCCCCACCACCCCAAUCCCCACCACCCCAAUCCCCACCACCCCAAUCCCCACCACCUCCAAUCCCACCCCCAAUCUCCACCCCCAAUCCCACAUCACCCCCACCUCACCCCCAACCGCCACCUCACCCCCAACCCCCAACCCCCACCCCAACCCCCACCCCAACCCCCACCCCAACCCCACCCCAACCCCCACCUCACCCCCAAUCCCCACCUCACCCCCAAUCCCCACCUCACCCCCAAUCCCCACCUCACCCCCAAUCCCCACCUCACCCCCAAUCCCCACCUCACCCUCACCCCACCUCACUCUCACCCUCACCCUCACCCCACCUCACUCUCACCCCACCUCACUCUCACCCCACCUCACUCUUACCCCACCUCACUCUUACCCCCACCCUAACCCCACCCUAA
Messenger RNA from Corticium candelabrum, 633 nucleotides. RefSeq lists its product as uncharacterized. Lineage: Eukaryota; Metazoa; Porifera; Homoscleromorpha; Homosclerophorida; Plakinidae. The record is from RefSeq and is a predicted model, not a curated record. Bases 1 to 633 code for a protein of 210 amino acids. The transcript has 3 exons.